Messenger RNA from Chelonoidis abingdonii (Abingdon island giant tortoise), 1967 nucleotides. The record is from RefSeq and is a predicted model, not a curated record. Lineage: Eukaryota; Metazoa; Chordata; Testudines; Testudinidae.
CCUACAAGUGCUUGGACUGUGGGAAAAGUUUCAUGCGGAGGUCAGACCUUGUUAAACAUCAGGCAAUUCACACCGGAGAGAGACCUCAUAAGUGCCUAGACUGUGGAAAAAGUUUUAUAUGGAGGUCAGGCCUUGUCAGACAUCAGGCAAUCCACACUGGAGAGAAACCCUACAAGUGCUUAUACUGUGGGAAAAGUUUCAUACAGAGGUCAGGCCUUCUUAUACAUCAGACAAUCCACAGCAGAGAGAGACCUCAUAAGUGCUUAGACUGUGGAAAAAGUUUCAUACGGAGGUCUGGCCUUGUCAUUCAUCAGGCAAUCCACACUGGAGAGAGACCAUACAAGUGCUUAGACUGUGGGAAAAGUUUCAUACAGAGGUCACACCUUCUUAUACAUCAGGCAAUCCACACUGGAGAGAGACCUCAUAAGUGCUUAGACUGUGAAAAAAGUUUCAUACGGAGGUCAGGCCUUGCUAAACAUCAGCUCAUCCACACAGGAGAGAAAUCCCAUAAAUGUUUGGACUGUGGGAAAAGUUUCACACAUAGAUCAUAUCUUAUUGCACAUCAGGCAGUCCACACAGGUGAGAGACUCCACAAGUGCUUAGGCUGUGGAAAAAGUUUUAUACAGAGGUCAGUCCUUGUCAGACAUCAGGCAAUCCACACUGGAGAGAGACCCCACAAGUGCUUAGACUGUGGGAAAAGUUUCAUACGGAGGUCAACCCUACUUGAUCAUCAGGCAAUCCACAUUGGAGAGAGACCCCAUAAGUGCUUAGACUGUGAAAAAAGUUUCAUACGGAGGUCAGGCCUUGCUAAACAUCAGCUCAUCCACACAGGAGAGAAAUCCCAUAAAUGUUUGGACUGUGGGAAAAGUUUCACACAUAGAUCAUAUCUUAUGGCACAUCAGGCAGUCCACACAGGUGAGAGACUCCACAAGUGCUUAGGCUGUGGAAAAAGUUUUAUACAGAGGUCAGUCCUUGUCAGACAUCAGGCAAUCCACACUGGAGAGAGACCCCACAAGUGCUUAGACUGUGGGAAAAGUUUCAUACGGAGGUCAACCCUACUUGAUCAUCAGGCAAUCCACAUUGGAGAGAGACCCCAUAAGUGCUUAGACUGUGAAAAAAGUUUCAUACGGAGGUCAGGCCUUGCUAAACAUCAGCUCAUCCACACAGGAGAGAAAUCCCAUAAAUGUUUGGACUGUGGGAAAAGUUUCACACAUAGAUCAUAUCUUAUGGCACAUCAGGCAGUCCACACAGGUGAGAGACUCCACAAGUGCUUAGGCUGUGGAAAAAGUUUUAUACAGAGGUCAGUCCUUGUCAGACAUCAGGCAAUCCACACUGGAGAGAGACCCCACAAGUGCUUAGACUGUGGGAAAAGUUUCAUACGGAGGUCAACCCUACUUGAUCAUCAGGCAAUCCACAUUGGAGAGAGACCCCAUAAGUGCUUAGACUGUGAAAAAAGUUUCAUACGGAGGUCAGGCCUUGCUAAACAUCAGCUCAUCCACACAGGAGAGAAAUCCCAUAAAUGUUUGGACUGUGGGAAAAGUUUCACACAUAGAUCAUAUCUUAUGGCACAUCAGGCAGUCCACACAGGUGAGAGACUCCACAAGUGCUUAGGCUGUGGAAAAAGUUUUAUACAGAGGUCAGUCCUUGUCAGACAUCAGGCAAUCCACACUGGAGAGAGACCCUACAAGUGCUUAAACUGUGGGAAUAGUUUCAUACAGAGGUCAGACCUUGUUAAACAUCAGGCAGUCCACACUGAAGAGAGACCCUAUGAGUGCCUAGACUGUGGAAAAAGUUUCAAACAGAGGUCAGCCCUUGUCAGACAUCAGGCGGUCCACACAGAAGAGAGACCCCAUAAGUGCUUAGACCAGAGGCUAAGGAAUCACGAACACAUUUCGUUCCAGAUGGUCCCAUCUUCCAGGAGACAGGGGAAGGGAAAUGUCUGUGAUGGAGACAGCUCAGACUCAUAG